This is a messenger RNA of Blastocystis hominis, 698 nucleotides long. RefSeq lists its product as hypothetical. Gene Ontology annotation, molecular function: protein binding. Lineage: Eukaryota; Bigyra; Opalinata; Blastocystidae. The transcript has 3 exons. The record is from RefSeq and is a predicted model, not a curated record. The coding region runs from base 1 to 657 and encodes 218 amino acids.
AUGAUUUUUCUGUUGGAGGGAAUUCAGAUCUUUUCCCUCCUCUCAUCUUCGGACCUCAUUUCCUUCUCCCAUGUGCAUUCCUCGUUCUCUUCAGUGCUCCGAAGCCCUGCUAUCUGGAAAGUCGUGUUCGAACGCGAAUCGGCGGAGCAGAUCGCGACAGCGACCCAAAUUCCCUGGAUCAAAUCCAUCUAUGAGAUCCUCUACCCACGGACACCCAAUCCCCGAUUUUUUGGGAGACAAUACUUGGAAGUCGAAAACGAAGAAUCGGUGGUUUCCAAAGAAGGUGUUCCACUAGGAAAAGGCAGUCCCUCGAUCUGUGUUAGUUACUUGGAGCGGAUAGCGAACCCUCGAAUCGUGACGCUGGAUGAGUUACAGCUGAUUGAGAAACUCUCGGAUACAGAAGGUUGGUACGAAGAUAAGGAUGGCUUCUGCCACUGCCUUCGAUUAAAUCACGAUUUAAACGAAAGUGGAAUUGUGCUCUACUGUGGAAUCCCGACUCUUCAAUGGAGUAAGCUCGUUUCUGAAAGCCAGAACAAUUCUGUGAUGACCGCCAUGCCUGGAACAUAUGGAGGGAGUAGCGGUUUGUACAUGGACAAAUCGCACCGUGUAACAAAAUGGAUUCGCGAGGAUAAAAAGUGGCUGCGAGUGGCGUUCUAGUUGUUUUUCUGCUGCGAGCGGUAAUCAAUGGUGUUUUGUUA